Messenger RNA from Dermacentor andersoni, 1100 nucleotides. RefSeq names its product motile sperm domain-containing protein 1-like. NCBI's taxonomy places the organism in Eukaryota, Metazoa, Arthropoda, Arachnida, Ixodida, Ixodidae. The record is from RefSeq and is a predicted model, not a curated record. Gene Ontology annotation, cellular component: cytoplasm.
UUGCUUGGAGGUGGACGGGUUCUUCUUGGGCAACGCGCCGAAGGCCGAGAUGACGGCUGCGCUCCUCAGACUGACGGCUGGCCCGGCGAGGUGCGCUUGCUGACUGAGGACUGUCCACAGGCUUCGUGGGCCAUAAAACCAACUCUGGUGCGCGCUGUACUGUAACCUCCCGUUGACAAUGUUGCGUGGACGUGAGGAAUUCAGCAGCCAGAGCAUCCCGCCAACGGGUCUUCAGGCGGACGAUUGCAAGGAAGCACGGCGUCGGGAUGGGGCUGUUCGUGAAGGCCCUCCUGAGGCCAACAAGGCUGUUCUGCAGGCCACAGAUUCUUAUUUGCCCGUGGCUGUGUCCCCACCACAGCUUGACUUCUACAUAGAUGAGCAAGAGGGCCACACGCAGGUGCUCACUUUGUACAACGUCAACGACCACCCGGUACACUUUCUGUUGAUGUCAAAUGCACCACGACGGUUUAGUGUCUCAGGGCGUGCAGGGAUAAUCACGCCACACUGCUACACUGACAUAGUGGUGCAUCACUGUGAUUUGUCUGAAGGCAAUGUGGGCGUCAAGGACAACUUGCGCGUAGUCAUGCGCAAGCAAGGGAGCCGCCUUCAGGGCUUUAGGGAUGUGCCUGCCAUCUUGUGGGCCACACGCAGUAGCUCUGACGAUGAGGAAGAAAAGGAGGAUGAGGACGAUCUCUCCCAGAAAGAUUCCACCCAGUUGCAACCAUUGGUGGAGCAGGGACAGAAGAAAGGCUGGACUGCAUUUGGGCAAGACCCACUAGUGCUGUUUGUGGUGCUGGCCUGUGUUGUGGUGCUUAUGCUACCACUUGAGGAUGCACGUGACACCAGCAGCCACCCAUUGCUUGCACACUUGCCUAUGAGCCACGAGCACAAGCUCUUCGCUGCAUACAUUCUUGGACUCAUGACAACACUCAUUGUCCGCAAGUAAGGGAGGGUUUCUUUUGCCUGUGCUCAAGAAUGGUUGGACACCUUUAAAGCCAAUCAGGCCAACUUCGAGAAAGAUUGGACAUGAAAUUGUGUGACCUGCUCCUCCCAAUGACGUUUUGUUCAUUAUUAAAUAAAGUGUGCCUGAUUUUGGUAAA